CGGGUAGUAAUCUUGCCUUGUCGACAGGGGCAUUUUUUGAUUCUGCUCACUAUAAAAAAACAUAUUAAAACUCACCACUUGCAUGCAAUCGGAAUGGAUAUUAUGAACUGAGCUAUGCGUAUUACUCCACGCAGGCAUAUUUUUUGAGUAAGAAGUUAUCGUGGAAAAAUACGGACAAUAGUGGGAAUAGAACCCAUGAAAAUGGGCUGAGUUGAGAGUUCAUGCUAACCACUUGACAGAAGACUGCCAAGAAAGCCUAAGAUAUUUCCACAAUUAAGUAACUUUCUAUGACAUGUUCUGUACGUGAUGGACGAGAAAAAGGCCUUUUUUGACUUUCUCAAACGGCCCAUUAACAGAAUACUGUGCGACAGGUGUCAGGGAAUAGUGGCGACCCAUAAAUUAAGAUGAUUGAUCUGUGAUGGUCGGGACAUUAGUGAUGCGUCGUCAUCAGGACCAGGCGUUAAACCCGGUCCACUUCUACCCAACUCAGGAUGGAGGAACUGGAGUUUGGCCGAAAUAUGGCACCUUGACGGAGGGAAGCGCACUCUCCAAGAGCAUGAAGUACGCGGAGAGCUGGUUGUACGGGACGGUGUCGGAGAGGCCGAGGGAGCCCAGGGCGGACGCCGCGUCGCUCUUCGCCACGGUUAGACUGAGUAACAGAUCGCGCCCGAGGCUCCCGGACGACCCAUACGACCUGGUGAGGAGGUCCAGGCUGGGACGGGCCAAGUCGUCCUCUCCCCCGGCCCGCAGGUCCAUCCUCGACUGCCGGCUCAACCCCUACGAGCUUAUGGACCGGCGGGUCACGGUCGCCGGACAGUCGGUCGUCUUCGGGGGCGUCUCGGACGACGGAUGGUCCGACACGGAGACCCUCAUCCCGAGGGCGUCCGCGGCGCCGAGGCGUCCUCCGAGGAAGCGAGAGCCCGAGCCGCCCAAGUCCAUCCUCAAGAAGCCGGAAAGAUCGCCGAGGAGCCUCAAACCCCAGAGGUCGUCCUUCCGCGAAUACAAGACCAAGAAGAAGAAGCAGGUCCAAUUCAGGGACCCAGAGAAGAAGGACGUGAAAGAAGACUGGCAGGCAGACACACAGCAGCAGACCGGACCGCCUCAGACCAAAACUGAACAAGUUACCUACCAAGACAACUCGGACUCUGAUUCUUCAAACGAGAACCUGAGCCCGCAGUUGCAGACGAGCCUGAUCGAACGCCUCGGCCUCGGCGACGGGGAAAUUAACCUGAAAGACACGAUGCGGCUGCGACAAAGAGCUCCCAGGAAGCCGCUGAAGAAGGUGAUGGAGGGGCCGAAGAGGUCGCAGAGCCCAGGACGUCCGAGAGAACCGCCUCCACCUCCUCCGCCUCCUCCUCCACCGCCGCCUCCGCCUCCUCCACCCCGGCACAUAUUCCCGUUCACCAAAGAGCAGAUAGAAAAGCUGAACCACAACCGUCCCCCGGGUUUCAUACCGACCAAAAUACUUACACUCGAGGAUCCACUCUAUGAAAACGAAGAACCGGAGGUCGAAGAGCCGGCAGUCAAAGAAGUGGACGAAAAAGUGGAAAACAAGGCCAGCGAAAUAUUACCAGUCAUGGAACUAGAUUUAACCAAAGAUGUCGGGGAUACAAAGGUGAAACUAACGAUACCAGCUGAAGACGACUACAAGGAAAACAAGACCGUCGUCUCUGUCGAUCCUCCCAACGAUUACACCAACAUUUCAGUCACGACGGUGAACAUAUGCGAGCCGAUAAUAUCGUCCGGCAACAAGGUGACGAUCAACAUCAACGGCUGCGAGCCGGAGUACGUCAGCCAGGUGAUAGUCGUCUCUGGAGCCGAAGAGACGAAGAAGAAGGCGGAGAAAGAGAUGGAGGAGUUGGUCAGGAGCAACGUCGACCCGGUCGAAGCGGCCAGGAACAACCUCAUCCCCCACAUCUGCGGAAAAGACGGGAAUGAAACGUCCGACGAGUCCUCGGACUCCUACAAGUCCGCCCUGGACUCCUUCCCGCCGUCCGAAGGCUCAGGUGGCUACGCCGAGAAGGACAAGAUGGUGGACGAGGUGGAAGUGCGACUGGGAGUAGACUUCGGGACGGAUUCGGACGAGUCCCACUACGAAACUAUUAAGGACCCGAUUUACGAGGAGAUCUCUGACGAGCCGCCUCCACUCCCGACUUCGCCGCCGCCGCCCCUCUCCGACCGCAUCCCGGACAUUCUCAUACCGGCCAGGUCGAUAUUCGAGGGGGCGACCAAAUACGACAUACUCAGCUACCUGGUCGGGGCGAAGAGACGGGGGAUCGUGGAGGAGUGCGACAGUCCGGGACAUUCGCGGAUAAGCUCCCUCGAUUUGAGCUCGGGGAUGAGCCAUCUCAGCGCGACGAGCGAUUCGAGCGAGGACUCGUGCCUCGUCGUCCUACCCCCGGUGGACGUCUCGCCGAUUGACGACAAGAUCCGGAGGAGCUCGGCCGAAGUGGAGAGGAACGACUCCGGGGUCGGAUCAGAGACCAGCAGGAGCAGGUGGCAGCAUCUCAGCGGGCUUAGGGAAGACGCCCAGCACACCUGCGAAGACUGCGAUCAACUGGUGGAAACGCAAGUUACCGAAAGCGGGGUGAUGUUCGCACCUCUGGUCUGUCGAAAGUGCUCCAAGAGGAGGUCGGAGAGAAGAGAGAUAAUAACCGAGAUCGUCGAAACUGAAGAGAAGUACGGUCGAGACCUGAGGAUAAUCCUGGAAGAGUUCUACAGGCCGAUGCAGGUGGCCGGACUCCUGUCUCAGGACCAGCUCUCGGCCGUGUUCCUCAACACCCAGGAGCUGCUCGACCACUGUUCCGUCCUCGCCGAGAAACUCCGCGACGCCCUGGAAAUCGCCGUCGAACAAGGCGACGAAGACCUUCUUACCGUGAACGUCGGCGCGCUUUUCCUCGAGGCUUCUCCCAUGCUCCACGCCUUCGAAAGCUACUGCACUCGUCAGGGUACCGCUUCGAUGCUCCUUACGAAUCUUGAAAAAGAAAAGGAGCUCCUGAGGAUAUUCCUGAGAGUGUCGCAAAUGGAAAAUAGCGUCUUGAGACGGAUGAACCUCAACUCCUUUCUCAUGGUGCCUGUUCAGAGGAUUACAAAGUAUCCUCUUCUGCUCUCAAGGCUAUACAAAGUGACUCCAGCCCAUAUAGUAGGAAAGGAAGCGAUCAAAGAAGCCCAGCACAACAUCGAACUUCACCUGGAACACAUCAACUAUCUCGCCAAGGAUAUCAGUUCAAACAAGCUGUGGAGGAGGAUAUCCGUCACCAACGGCCGGAGGUACAGCUCGGAGAUGGACAUGGUCAACAUUAAACUGAGAAAGAUCGCUGUUGACGUUUUGGAGUGGAAUCACGACGAGGUGAGAUUCGCUAUGGAAGGAAAACUGCUUUUCACACAGCCGACGGAAGGGAACUGGAGGAAAAGAGCGACGAUCAAACUUUCUCCUGUGAACGCGGUCCUCGUCACUCUGGGAAAACCGAACGACGAGUACCAGCCGGACAGUGAGAAAGCUCUGGUGUUCCCGAGGCAGAACGGGAUCAGGGAAGCUACUCUGAUCAUACUCAAAGAAAAAGCCGGGCGAUACACCCUGCUCAGGGAGCCGCUGUUUCUCGACAAAUGUAUCAUAUGCACUGAAGUAGACAUGGAGGACUUUUUCGAAGUACAGGAACUGCCGACGAAAGACACAUAUUUAUUUAAAGCCGAGGAUGGCGAGUCGACCAGGCGGUGGUACAGGCAGAUGCAGUACCACGCCCAGGGUCUUGGAUCGUGGAGGAAAAGGAGGAAAGCCCUCGCUAACAUAAUGAUCAACGGUAUGCAAGUCAGGACUUGACCCUCGACGAAGACGAAAAACUCUGCUGUGAUAAUAUUGAACAAAAUAUAUAAAAAGGAGACAAAACACGUUGUAAAUGGGAAAGUUCUGUACCUUGUAACAACGAAAUUAAUAUUUUUUACAAAAGAAAUAAUAUAAACUUCGAUAUAUAUAUUGUAAAUAA
Molecule: messenger RNA, 3983 nt
Organism: Cimex lectularius (bed bug)
Lineage: Eukaryota; Metazoa; Arthropoda; Insecta; Hemiptera; Cimicidae
Gene: RhoGEF64C
Exons: 18
Coding region: 419-3820 (1133 amino acids)
Biological process (GO): positive regulation of Rho protein signal transduction
Molecular function (GO): guanyl-nucleotide exchange factor activity
Source: RefSeq, a predicted model, not a curated record